AUGGAUAAAUGGAUAGUAUUAACCAAAAUAGGUGAUGGUAAACAUAUGAAAUGGAAUAAUAAUGAGAAGAAUAAUCAUGAAACGGGAGUUUCUGUUGAGAGUUCACUCUUCUCUUUGUAUUGCAAAAAAAUAAAAAAAUCUCUCUAUUUCUACUCAUUAUGUAGAGCAAGGCCAACAAAAUUUGUAUCGAAGUUAAUUAUUGUCACAAUAUGGAUUGUUUCUAUCACAUUUGCUAUACCAUGUGCCAUUGCUUUUCGCGUAGAGUUGGUACACGAACGGAUAAGAGAGGAUGGCGUAAUCUACAAUAUGACACGACCGUUUUGCUUGAAUAAGAAUCUCUCAGAAGAGCAGUUGCAAACAUAUCGUUAUUCUUUGGUAUUUGUGCAGUACUUGGUGCCAUUUUGCGUCAUCAGUUUUGUGUACAUACAAAUGGCAGUGAAAUUAUGGGGCACUAGAACACCUGGUAAUGCACAAGAUUUGCGUGACAUGACAUUGUUAAGAAAUAAGAAGAAGGUCAUUAAAAUGCUGAUUAUUGUCGUCAUUGUAUUUGGAUUAUGCUGGUUACCACUACAGCUCUAUAACAUACUUUACGUAACAAUACCAGAAAUAAAUGAAUAUCAUUUCAUCAGCAUCAUUUGGUUUUGUUGUGAUUGGCUCGCAAUGAGUAACAGUUGCUAUAAUCCUUUCAUUUAUGGUAUUUACAAUGAAAAAUUCAAGCGUGAAUUCAAUAAACGUUUUGCGGCAUGCUUUUGUAAAUUCAAGACAUCCUUGGAUUCACAUGACCGCACUCUAUCCAUGCACACACGCGGUAGUUCCCUACGUUCCAGUUACAUGAGUUCCUCAAUGCGUAUGCGUAAUAACAUAUUCUCAUCCAGUCAUCAACACCCUGUUAGAACGGCACAUUGCUACCGUCCAGGGCAGAUGAAAAUUGGUAAAAAUGGCCACAACAACAUUUACAAUGUCAUGACUUUCGGUAAUAACACUGCGAACAAUUUUAAUGGAGGCGUUGAUGCUAACAUUAUUGUUGGUGUACAUGAUGCAAAUAAUGUUGGUCCGUUAAUGUACCAGUGGAGGCGUAAUAACUUUAAGCCGUUACAUCCAGAUGUCAUUGAAAAUGAAGAUGAUAUGGGAUUGAUGGAGUUGCCGUCAACACCGCCAUCAGAGAUACCUUCCGGUACGUAUGGCAACACGGUUGAUACGAUUAAAAGCGACUCGAAUGAAAGUUCCAGUUGUAUUUGUGAACAAGAAUUAGGUAGUCGCACUGAGUGUGAUGGCACUUGUAUACUGAUGGAAGUUGCACGUGUGCAGGCACCGCACACUGACAUCGUCGAAGCUACGGACAAGGACAUACAAUUUUAAAUGUUCCAAGCACUGCAGGUGUUGUGAUUUAGCAAUGCACAUAUAUUAUAAAUUAAGUUAAUUAUAAUUAAAAUUUUAGUUGUACUCUCUUUCUUAUGUUUUCUUAAGAAAAGUUGUUUGAAACUGU
Molecule: messenger RNA, 1486 nt
Organism: Teleopsis dalmanni
Lineage: Eukaryota; Metazoa; Arthropoda; Insecta; Diptera; Diopsidae
Product: neuromedin-K receptor-like
Exons: 5
Coding region: 1-1359 (452 amino acids)
Biological process (GO): G protein-coupled receptor signaling pathway
Cellular component (GO): membrane
Molecular function (GO): G protein-coupled receptor activity
Source: RefSeq, a predicted model, not a curated record